AUCAAAGCAAUAGAAGAAAUUCCUGAUAUCCUAACAAGUAAGAAAGAGGUUCAAAGAUUAACAGGAAGUAUUGCGGCUUUGGGGAGGUUUAUUUCCAAAUCUUCGGAGAAGUGCUUUAAAUUUUUCGCAGCACUCAAAAAACAAGAUCAUUUUGAAUGGAACGAAGAUUGUCAGCUGGCUCUCAGAAAUUUGAAAGCUUAUUUGUCAAACCCGCCGCUGCUAGCAAAACCGAAGGAGGGUGAAAAGUUGCUCAUUUAUUUGGCUGUAUCAGAAGUUGCGCAUGGUACCGUACCUAUCGACAAAGCAAAAGCUCAUGCACUUCGCAAAAAAGCUGCCCGUUAUUAUUUACAUCAAGGGAAUAUUUAUCGAAAGAUGUUUGGUGGCCCGUUAGCAAG
Messenger RNA from Nicotiana attenuata, 395 nucleotides. RefSeq lists its product as uncharacterized. The record is from RefSeq and is a predicted model, not a curated record. The annotation marks the transcript as partial. The transcript is spliced from 2 exons. Lineage: Eukaryota; Viridiplantae; Streptophyta; Magnoliopsida; Solanales; Solanaceae.